AUGCCCUGCAGUGAGACAGAUGUGGUGCGUGUCCAGGAUCCGGAUUCACGCCUCGCCAGAUGUGCCUCAUCCCGGCCUGGUGCUGACCACCCCCUCGGUCAGAUUCAGGCCGAUGCUCUCUUCCAAUCGCAGAAAAGAAAGCUAUCGGGACCGGACAGCACAGGCACCCAGGUCGUGUUAAACGGCUGGGCAGCCAGCACCAGAUUCACUCCCCCUCCCAAAAGUAUUAUCAUCUCCUCUGAGCAGUUGAACAAUUGA
Molecule: messenger RNA, 258 nt
Organism: Penicillium robsamsonii
Lineage: Eukaryota; Fungi; Ascomycota; Eurotiomycetes; Eurotiales; Aspergillaceae
Exons: 1
Coding region: 1-258 (85 amino acids)
Source: RefSeq, a predicted model, not a curated record